UGUAGCUAACCACUCCAAAUGCAUGCUUUGGGGAGGAUGUCAGCUUUGUGGGUUCUGAUCUCCGUCAAUAUCAUGGUGUCUGCUUCAACAAAUAGUUCACUUACAGACAGACAACAGAGAAGUUUCAUACCUCCUGCAGCAGCUAACACUUCCCUGUCUGUACGUGUGGGUACAAAGGCUGUGCUCUCUUGCCCUCCCGUCACCUCGACAGCUGUGCAGGUAACCACCUGGGAAAUAACCCUCAGAGACCAGCCUGCCUGCACUAGAGCCUACAGGAGAGAUACGAACGAGACCAGGGCCAAAAACUGUAGUGACGAGACAAUAUCCUGGGACACCAGACAUGAUCAGAACCCUGUCCUUCAGAUUGAUCCAGUGGCCAUCACCCAUGAUGGAUAUUACAGGUGUGAAGUGGCCACACCUGAAGGGAAUUUCUAUCAAGGAUAUCACCUGCAAGUGACAGGUAAGGAGCAUCAUGUAUGGUGGUGUUUCGGAUAA
Messenger RNA from Hyaena hyaena (striped hyena), 495 nucleotides. Its product is annotated as cell surface glycoprotein CD200 receptor 1-like. The record is from RefSeq and is a predicted model, not a curated record. Gene Ontology annotation, cellular component: external side of plasma membrane. NCBI's taxonomy places the organism in Eukaryota, Metazoa, Chordata, Mammalia, Carnivora, Hyaenidae. The coding region runs from base 19 to 495 and encodes 158 amino acids. Gene Ontology annotation, biological process: regulation of neuroinflammatory response. The transcript is spliced from 3 exons. Gene Ontology annotation, molecular function: signaling receptor activity.